AUGCCGUCCUGUUGUCGACAACCCUGCUGUGCGGCCCAAUCAAACACUGGCGUUGCAGGAGGCGGCAGGCGAGCGCUGUGCGACUGUUGGCUGGUGACGCGCAGUGCGGGGCAGCAGAAGCAAAAAGGGGGGCGUAAUUUAAGACUGGCGAUACCAAUGCUGCAGUGUUUCGCGCUGAGGAUAGAACGGGCCCCGUUGGCUGGCUGGCGGCGGCGGUGGGUGCAGGUGGGCGGGGCGAGUGCAGAUAGGCUUGUGUUUGAAGGCCCGUUAGUAGUCUAUGCAACGGCUAGUGAUGUCGAGUGCCCAGGCGACGGCCGUGGUGGUGCAGGCAGCGCAGGAGGCCGCGGGGGGUCGUCGGCUGGACUGGAGCAAGUGCAAGAGCGGCCUAGGUCUUUCUCUGGCCAGCUUUGGAGCGGCGGAGCGGCGAGCGGCGAGGUGGGAGCUGGGGGACCUGGGACGCUGCGGCGUUCGGUAGGACCGGCCGUCAUCUGGGCCGCUGGUCACGAGCCUGAGGAGGAGAGGGAGCAAAAAGCCACCAUGAGGCCGAUGCCCGCCAGAAGAGCAGCGACAUGGACACGCGCCUAUGGGGUUUUUGGGUCGCUGGCCAGACGGGCAUAG
Messenger RNA from Bipolaris zeicola 26-R-13, 618 nucleotides. RefSeq lists its product as uncharacterized. The coding region runs from base 1 to 618 and encodes 205 amino acids. NCBI's taxonomy places the organism in Eukaryota, Fungi, Ascomycota, Dothideomycetes, Pleosporales, Pleosporaceae. The record is from RefSeq and is a predicted model, not a curated record. The transcript is spliced from 3 exons.